AUGAAGUGGAGUGUCCGGGGAGCCUGCGCCGCGCUCUCCAGCUGCCUCCUGCUCGCCUGCGCGCUGAGCGCCGCCGCCGUGGGCCUCAAGUGCUUCUCGCUGGGCUCCGAACUCAAGGGGGAGCCCUUCCGCCUCGGCACCGCCGCCGGCGCCUUCUACUCGGGGCUGCUGCUGGCCGCCGGCCUCUCGCUGCUGGGCUCCGCGCUCUUUUGCUGCCGCCAGCCGGACGACGCGGCGGCCGGCGAGGGGGGCGCGGGCGGAGCGCACCACCCGGGGCGCGCGGGGAGCCAAGUGGCGGCGGCGCCCCCGGGCGGGCGGCAGAACUUCCUCCUGCUGGGGGUGCUGGUCUUCAUGCUGGGGGUGCUGAGCGCCUUCGCCGGGGCCGUCAUCGACGGCGAUACGGUGUCGCUGGUGGAGAAGAAAUACUCGCACUACUGCCUCCUACAGGGCGGCGGGGCGCCCGCCCGGACGCGGCCUGCGGGGGGCCCCGACGGCGGGGCGGCGGCGGCGGCGGCGCUGCGCUGCCAGAAGCUGCGGGACUACCAGCGCGGCUUGGUCAUCUCCACCAUCUUCAACGCCCUCGAGUGCCUGCUGGGGCUCCUCAACCUGCUGCUGGUCAAGAACUACAAGGCUGCUCAGCAGCGAGGGCUGCGCCGACGGCGCCGACCGGCACGAGCCUCACCUCGCCGGGGGCCACCGGAGGAGGCGCCGGGGCCCCGGCGUCGCUGGAGGAGGGGGCGGCGGCGGCGGGGGCGGCUCGGGCGGGGGCGGCGGCCUCAGCGCCAAAGCCAAGGCUCCAUCUUCUCCAGCGAGGACCCCGACCUGUCCCCAGGGGGCGAUUGCGCCUUCCAGGCCGUCUCCUACAUCAACGUCGGCGUCUUCCACGUCUUCGACGAGGCCGGGGUGGAGGUGCACUGUGGGGGCCACCCUUCCAUCGAGCUGCCCGGCUAUUCCCCCAUGGACCCCGAUCUCAACGUGUCCUACCCGUAUUGCUACCCGCUGCCCAACGAGCAGCCGCCUGCCUACGAGGAGAUCUAUCCCAGGGAGCCCUGUGCCAACCGCUUCUAGG
Molecule: messenger RNA, 1069 nt
Organism: Elgaria multicarinata webbii
Lineage: Eukaryota; Metazoa; Chordata; Lepidosauria; Squamata; Anguidae
Gene: TMEM271
Product: transmembrane protein 271
Source: RefSeq, a predicted model, not a curated record